AUGGAAGCAACUGCUGACGACUUGCUGUCCUUCAAGGAGUUUCCGCUAAUAGAAGAAACUAGCGGAAGUAGCGCACAAAUUAAUAUCAACUCACCACAACGCACAACGGCUAGCUCGGCCGUCGAAACGCACGAUGAUCCAGCCACUCAAGGAGACAGCUCAUCGAAGCCUGCAUCAAUUCUAAGCUUCAAGUACUAUCAGCAAUUUUUCGACGUUGAUACAAUGACCGUUGUGGAUCGUAUCGCCACCGCAAUGGUUCCGAAGCGCGCUCCGGCGAACUACUUGAAGCUAAACAUUGCCUCGAACCCGGAUCUGUAUGGCCCUGUUUGGAUUGUGCUUACGCUGAUUUUCACGAUCGCCAUUUCGGGCAACAUGGCAAGCUACUUGCAAAGCACAGGAAACCAUCAUUGGCGUUACAGCUACCACCUAGUCUCGUAUUCCGCCACGGCCAUCAUUUUGUAUACGGUGCUCGUACCCACUGCUCUGUGGGCAAUUUUGAGGUGGAGCGCAAAGCCCGUCGAUCUGGACAUCGAAGAAGAUGCACCCCGAUCGCCAAGUCUACUGUCGCUCAUUUGCGUGUACGGAUACUCGCUGGCCAUCUACAUUCCUGUUUCCGUCCUGUGGACCGUACAAGUUUCACUAAUACAAUGGUUGCUGGUCAUCACCGGAGCUUUCCUUUCGAGUUUCGCCCUGCUCACGGUGCUGAUACCGGCCAUUAAGAAGUCCAGGUAUUCGCUGUUUAUAGUGCUGGCCAUCGAGUUGGCACACUUUGUCCUCGCAGCCGGUUUUAUGCUGUACUUUUUCCACGCACCGGAAACCGAAGCACCAGUUGAAACCUUGACGAAGGCCUCCAGUGUCGCCAGUGUAGUGGUCAAUACUACCAUGCAAAGUAAGAAAAUGUAAAUCUGCAUACGUUAUCCGUAAUACACACGUAUCUAAUC
Molecule: messenger RNA, 941 nt
Organism: Anopheles cruzii
Lineage: Eukaryota; Metazoa; Arthropoda; Insecta; Diptera; Culicidae
Product: protein YIPF1
Exons: 4
Coding region: 1-903 (300 amino acids)
Biological process (GO): vesicle-mediated transport
Cellular component (GO): Golgi apparatus; membrane
Molecular function (GO): small GTPase binding
Source: RefSeq, a predicted model, not a curated record